This is a messenger RNA of Ustilaginoidea virens, 1671 nucleotides long. RefSeq lists its product as uncharacterized. The record is from RefSeq and is a predicted model, not a curated record. NCBI's taxonomy places the organism in Eukaryota, Fungi, Ascomycota, Sordariomycetes, Hypocreales, Clavicipitaceae. Bases 1 to 1671 code for a protein of 556 amino acids. The transcript is spliced from 4 exons.
AUGCCAAUUGCUCUGGUUGUUCCACACCCGGCCAACAUGCCCGGUUACAAUAACACAACAGUCAACCUCGAUGAGGUUCAAUCACUUUCUAGCUAUCAUCAGUCAUCAAUGGCCUCAAAUCCCGCUGGCAUGUUUGCUUUCACUCAAGCGGAAUCUUCCCCAGACCUGUUGAACGGGUCAUCAUGGGCAACUGGAGACGGCUCCCAAAGCUUUCCGGAGUACCCGGACAAUGGAUCUACCCACUCUGGAGAAGCCGAGGACUAUCUUUUCACAUCGGGCCAAACCACGCCCAGAGGAUCAAGGCUGGAGCACGCCCAGUCCAUGGACUCGGUUUGGGUCAGCCCGAGAAACACUUCACAAAGCUCAUCCAUGGCACAAGUCAUGUCUAGGGCAGAUUCGAGCCGAUCGUGCGGCUCGUCUCUCUCUCAAUCAUCCCAGAUGAGCAGAGGUCAUGCGUCCGCUUUCAGGAAUAUGCCCCAUGCUAGGACCGCUGCCAUGACUGGAACCAUGGCCGGGAUGGAUUCUUGCCUUUUGGUAACUGCAGACGCACAUGCCGUGCCGUCUCAGAUGUACUGGCCUGAGCUCAGCCUUGACAUGACCAUGGCUGCCCCGGGUGCCUCCUUUGCUGUAGCUGAUUCCAGCAGCCCCAUGCACAUGGUUCCUGCUCACAUGCACUUGGGUCCUGAAUCGGUCUUGCCAGACAACUCCUCGCCGGGGUCAUGGGAUUGCUUUUCUAGCUCCAUUUCUCGUACUUCCUCUCCCGCCACCGUUGAUGAUGUAUGGUUGCCCAGUGCAACAAGCCCCAAUUCUGAUAUUGCUGGGGAUUCCCCAAGUGCGGAACGCAAGGUUUCAAUUGCGACAGACGUGAAAAAGGAAAUUUCGGGAUUUGAAGAUGGCCUGUCUCUUCCCAGCGGAUUUCAUCUUCGUAAGCAGGGAAGUGACGGUGAAUCCUCGGCCAGGGACCAUGAACUGUACAAGAAUGCCGCACCCGGGCCCGAUGGUCUCUUUCACUGUCCUUGGGAGGGACAAGCGAGCUGCAACCACAAGGCCGAGAAGCUCAAGUGCAACUACGACAAAUUCGUCGACUCUCACCUGAAACCAUACCGCUGCAAGGCUGACUCCUGCGAGGGCGCUCGCUUCUCCUCAACUGCUUGCCUGCUGCGACACGAGCGCGAGGCCCAUGGAUUGCACGGACAUGGCGACAAGCCCUUCCUUUGCGUCUACGAGGGCUGUGAGCGCGCUGUUCCAGGCAGCGGAUUCCCUCGUCAGUGGAAUCUGCGAGACCACAUGAAGCGCGUGCACAACGAUCACGGCAGUGCUGGCGGCUCGCCUCCAUCCGGCACCAACGCACAGUCCACCAAAGGUCGCAAGAGAAAGACGGAGGGGGCAGAGCCCCAGAAUGGCAACCGCAAGGCGACGCUCAAGUCGAUGCCGGUGGCAGAUUCCAAGCAGACGCCUGCCAAGCCACUCCUCGAGCAGUGGCUCGACCAGCGACGCGUGGUCGAGGAGAUUGUCCGCGGCCUGAACAAGCCAGAUGACGCCCGCAGCUUGCAGCAGAUCGGCGACGUGCAGAAACGUCUUGCCUACAUGGCGAACAUGACCAAGAAACUGAGCUCGGCAGCGUCGGAUACUCCUGCGGAGACCAACCGACGACAUUACUCUAGUGGAUGA